Molecule: messenger RNA, 338 nt
Organism: Cajanus cajan (pigeon pea)
Lineage: Eukaryota; Viridiplantae; Streptophyta; Magnoliopsida; Fabales; Fabaceae
Source: RefSeq, a predicted model, not a curated record
ACAAGUGCAGUUAAACUCUCUAAAUCAUGGCACGAGAUGGGGACCCUCUUGUGAUUGCUGGGAGUGUGAUUGGGGAUGUUCUAAACCCUUUCACAGGCUCAGUUUCUCUCACUAUUGUCUUCAAUAAUAGAGCCAUUAGCAAUGGUUUGGAAUUGAGGCCCUCUCAUGUUGUUAACCGACCAAGGGUUACUGUUGGUGGUGAGGACCUAAGGACCUUCUACACACUGGUUAUGGUGGACGCAGAUGCACCUAGCCCUAGUAAUCCUGUCUUGAGGGAAUAUCUGCACUGGUUAGUUAUCUGUCUUUAGUACAAGCAUAGAUGAAAUUCCAAAAUUCAU